Messenger RNA from Rhizophagus irregularis DAOM 181602=DAOM 197198, 1776 nucleotides. The record is from RefSeq and is a predicted model, not a curated record. Lineage: Eukaryota; Fungi; Glomeromycota; Glomeromycetes; Glomerales; Glomeraceae.
UGUGGACAAAAAGCGUUAGGAUUAGUCAUGACUGAUUUUUUAACGUGAUGCACAUUUUACACGUGAUUUAUAUAAAACUUAUUGUAGAAAUGGGCUUUGAAUUUUAGUUUAGUUUACACUUAUUGAUUAAAAAGAUGUCUCAAAUAUACUACAAAUUCAAAAGCGCUAAAGAUUACGAUAAUAUAACUUUUGAUGGUCUUGGAAUCUCUGUUUUCGAUGCAAAAAAAGAAAUCUUGGUCGCAAAAAGAUUAAAGGGAAAUGACUUUGAUAUUGUAGUUUCCCAUGCCGAAUCUGGAGAAGAUUACCAAGAAGAUACUGCAUUAAUACCAAGAAAUACACCUAUAGUGGUUCGACGAGUGCCUACUAAACCAGGGAAAGGGACUGCACAUCGUUAUUUGGAGGGUGCGCCAACAGCACCACGUAAUGUAACAACUGGAAAUCGAGUUAAUUAUGGAAAUGUUAACGGAUCUAUGUCAAAAACUUUUGACUCGUCUAAGCAACAUCAAACACAAACCUCCCGACCUUCGCCUGUUCCAACUACAAAUCAAACCUCAGGCGAAGAACAGACAGAAGAAGACAGAAGAAUUGCAGCCAUGUUUGCACAAUCAUCAGAGUUUUGGGAAAAAACUCAGGAACAGAUGGCUUCGAAACCAGCGCUUCGAAGGCCAAAUCAACCUCGCCCUCAAGUAAAGCAACAAAUUCAAAAAGCGCUUCCGCCAAAUUAUGUAUGUUAUAGAUGUGGACAGAAAGGACAUUGGAUUCAAGCAUGUCCGACAAAUGGUGAUAGAUCGUUCGAUCAUAUGAAGGUCAGAAAGACGACGGGAAUACCUAGAAGUUUCCUGCAAAAAGUCGAACAAGUUCCUCCUGGAAAAGGAGUACUUGUUACACAAGAUGGAAAUUUAGUUAUUGCACAAGCGAAUGAUGCUGCAUGGCAAAAAUUUCAUGCCCGUCAAAAAUCAUAUGUGACUACAAAUGAAGUGCUUGAAGAUACCUUUCCUGUACCUCAUGAACUCCAAUGCAUGAUAUGUGCUCGACUUCUUAGAGAAGCUGUUAUAACGCCGUGUUGUCAGGCUUCAUUUUGUGAUGAAUGUAUUCGAACCGCAUUAAUCAAUCCCGAACAAGAAGAUCAGCAGUUCAAGUGUCCACAUUGUCGAUCUCCUUUAUUACCUGAUGACUUACUACCCGACAAAGCAACUAGAGAAGCUGUGGAUAAUCAUUUAAGAGAUUGGGCAAGACGCAGAAAUGAACAAAUUGUACCUGAGGGUAAUGGCGAAGAUGAUGCUGCUGAUAAUAAUAUUAAUAUUAAUAAUAAUAAUAAUAGUAAUAAUGAUAAUGAUAAUGUGGUUGAAGAGAGUACAAUAGAAAUGCCUAUUUCGACCGAUUCAAUAGAAAAAGAACAGCGAUCAACAGAUUUAGUAAUUAAUGAACAACCAUUACCUGUCGUAAAAAUUGAGGAUAAGGACAAAGAAUUUGAAUCUGCAGACAUACAAGAAGACAUAACUGAAGAUGGUGCACAACAAACAACUGCUACUGCUACUAGUGCACAACCUCCAAAAGUAAAAGCUGAGCCAGUACGACUUUUAUUUUACUUUUUAUAGUUUGUUUUUUAAAAAAUUUGAGUCAAUUCUUUAAAAUUUUUUUAUAGAGUGCUAAAGUGGAAUUGCCAAAAAAACCAACUCAUGAUCUUCCACAAGUUCCAUCACAGCAGCAAUCAGGAUCUUCACAGCAAGCACAAGCACCUCAGCAAUCGCAACAGUCUUCUCAGUUUCAACCACA